Molecule: messenger RNA, 1695 nt
Organism: Corticium candelabrum
Lineage: Eukaryota; Metazoa; Porifera; Homoscleromorpha; Homosclerophorida; Plakinidae
Product: protein phosphatase 1 regulatory subunit 12A-like
Exons: 1
Coding region: 1-1467 (488 amino acids)
Molecular function (GO): protein binding
Source: RefSeq, a predicted model, not a curated record
AUGUCGAGGUCGCUGUGCCCUGCGCUAGUCAAAGCGGUCCGAGCAGGAAGGGUCCGUCAGGUGCGUCUCCUCUUACAGGCAGGAUCGAGUCCUGAUUCGACGGGCGACCAGAGGGUAUCGGUACUGAGCUUUGCUUGUCUACUUGAUGAUGCGCGUGCUCGUAGAGAUAUCACACGUAUGUUGUCGGACUAUGGUGCGGACCCGACUGUGAUAGAUGACCUGGGUAGGCUGCCUCUGCAUUAUGCUGCAGUGUUGGGAUACCACAACAUCAUGGCUCUCUUUAUCAAAGACGGCGACGUCGAUGUGAACACUCGCGACGUCGAUGGAAACACACCACUCGCUCUAGCCGUUUUAUCAGGAGACUACCAAGCAGUGCGGCUGUUAGUAGACGAACUGGUCAAGUACCAACUCAGUGUUGACGUGCCCGACAACAACAAUGUAUGUCCGAUAACGAAGGCUAAAUGUACCAACAGAGAAAAGAUCUUUUUCCUUCUAAAGCGGUACAGUCGGCUGGUUUUUCUAGAGUGGAAAGAAUCCGUGCCUAGAGAUGAGAGUCCUGUCGGUAGGACCAACAGACCUGGUCGCAACUGUGCCCUUUCUACACCUCUUGCAGUGCCUCAGACGCCAGUCGAAUGGCAAGAGGUGAAAGAUCGGUGCCUCUCGGCUGAGCGUCAAGACGUAGCGUCGACGACUAGUUGUCAGUCGUGUCAGAGUGCAACGUCGAUGUCCGACGGCGAAGCGAACGAGAACGACGGCAAGAACCACCGCUCGCCAUCAACCAAAACGGUCCGCAUCCGUUCCAACGGUCCCUGCCGUCAAACUAAGUCUUCAUCUACAAGGUCGUCUGCCCCUUCUGUUGCCCAGGUCUCUAAACGCGUUGCUGUCAAUCCAUCGAAAAAACAAAGUCCUAAAUUUUCGAGCGUUUCCACCAGUUUUGAAGCCGCCACGUCGCUCAUGCUCAUCGGAGCGAACCAGAAACGGCCCGAUUUCCCUAACGGACGACACGUAUCCGCUCCGUUCAACGUCCAGCAAAUCGAGCAAAAAUGCAAGGAAGCGAACGACAACUGGCUGUCACUGAUGCAGAACCUCCGUCCCAGCUUGCGUCAAUCUCGAGAGAAGAAGAGCGGCACGCUCUCUAGCGUCGUCUGGCAAGCGGCUACUGCCUUCAAAACUCAAACCAGCCCCACACAAAAGCCAGAAGCGGUAACAUUUGCAGGCGACAAGACGAGGUCGUUGACAGCAAUGGUGCCCGACGGAGAGUCGCCGAGAACGACGACGGGAGAUUCUAAAAAGUUGAGAACGCGACUCACCAAUUGCUCGCUUGAAUCGAGCAUGUCGCUGAGUGAUAGAGAAGUGGGACGCGACACGACCAUGCCAACAAUUUGCCUCACACCUUCGACGGACAAAUGGACUCCGGGAUCCACGGGGAGUGUCAAUGAUGUCGUCCAGCUGUCUCCUCCGGUUUAGAGUGACUAUACACAAUAGUCUUGCUAGCUAGUGCAUGUCCUUGAAACAUUGUAUAGCAACUUCAAUUGCAAAUCUGUAUAUUGCUGUACUGUACCAUACUCUAGUACACAACAGGUCUCUCUGUAUCACACUGUACGGCGGACCUUCCAUCCGGGCAUUACACGUAGACUGGAUAGCUGCAUUUCUACUUUCGAUGCUUUGUAGCUAUUAGUUGUGCAAUAGAUUGGC